AUGGCCCGCAGUACUUUCAAGGUGGCUCGACUUACAGCCAUCACGCUGUUCCUCGUCUUCCUCAUCUACAAGUUUGCCGGUAACAAACCUGAAACACUCUUAGAACAAGGCUCACAACAACUUGACUACCUGCGUCAGCGUAUGCCUUCAUCUUUUGCAGGUGGUUCCAGCAUCAAGGAGCCAGAAGAUGAAAGAGUCAGUGCGACGUUUGUUACUCUUGCCCAGAAUAAGGACUUGUACUCGCUUGUGGAUUCCGUCAAGGCUAUGGAGGACCGUUUCAACCACAGAUAUCACUACGACUGGGUUUUUUUGAACGACAAGGAAUUCAAUGAUGAGUUCAAGUCUGUUAUGACCAACCUUAUUUCAGGUAACGUGUCUUUUGGUGUCAUUCCCAAGGAACACUGGGGAUACCCAGAAUUCAUUGACCAGGAAAAGGCUGCUCGCAACCGUAAGGCCAUGGCUGCCAAGAAGAUUAUCUAUGCAGGCUCCGAAUCAUACCGUCACAUGUGCCGCUUUGAGUCGGGCUUUUUCUGGAGACAUCCUCUCAUGCAAAAGUACCGCUGGUAUUGGCGAGUGGAGCCCGGUGUGAAGUUUUACUGUGAUAUUGAGUACGAUUUGUUCAAGUACAUGCAGGACAAUGACUACAAGUACGGCUUCACUAUUUCUAUGCAUGAGUUUAGAGAAACCAUCCCCACGCUGUGGAACACAACUCUUGAGUUUGUUAAGAAACAUCCUGAAUAUGUUGCCAAGGACAAUCUUCUUAAGUUUGUUUCUGAUGAUGGCGGUAAGACUUACAAUCGCUGUCAUUUCUGGUCCAACUUUGAGGUGGCUGAUAUGGAAUUUUGGCGUGGUCCGGCAUACUCGGAAUACUUUGACUACCUGGAUCAAACAGGUGGUUUCUUUUAUGAACGUUGGGGUGAUGCUCCAGUACAUUCGAUAGCAGCAGCGUUUUUCCUUAAUAAAACCCAAUUCCAUCAUUUUGAAGACCUUGGAUAUUACCACGGGCCCUAUACAGCGUGCCCAACUACACAGGAACUGCGUCGUAAAGGUCGUUGUACUUGUGAUCCAUCUAAAAACUUUUCUUGGAAGGGAUUUUCGUGUACUACUCAAUAUUAUAAAGCCCAGGACAUGGAAAUUCCUCAAAAGUCUUAA
Molecule: messenger RNA, 1152 nt
Organism: Magnusiomyces paraingens
Lineage: Eukaryota; Fungi; Ascomycota; Dipodascomycetes; Dipodascales; Dipodascaceae
Exons: 1
Coding region: 1-1152 (383 amino acids)
Biological process (GO): protein N-linked glycosylation; protein O-linked glycosylation; cell wall mannoprotein biosynthetic process
Cellular component (GO): Golgi apparatus; membrane
Molecular function (GO): alpha-1,2-mannosyltransferase activity
Source: RefSeq, a predicted model, not a curated record